Molecule: messenger RNA, 2088 nt
Organism: Malassezia pachydermatis
Lineage: Eukaryota; Fungi; Basidiomycota; Malasseziomycetes; Malasseziales; Malasseziaceae
Exons: 1
Coding region: 1-2088 (695 amino acids)
Biological process (GO): cleavage in ITS2 between 5.8S rRNA and LSU-rRNA of tricistronic rRNA transcript (SSU-rRNA, 5.8S rRNA, LSU-rRNA)
Cellular component (GO): nucleus
Molecular function (GO): polynucleotide 5'-hydroxyl-kinase activity
Source: RefSeq, a predicted model, not a curated record
AUGUCGGCACCUCGUCGCAGUGCGUUGGCCGUCCGACGUGAGAAGGCCGCGGCUGCUGCGGCUGCAGCAGCAGCGCCAACGGUGGCAGCUACGGCGACUCCCAGUAUGCCAGCGUCGUCGUCCACGACACCGUGGCCAGACGCAGCGCCGUCCUCUCGUCCCAAACCCAAACGUGCACGAGCAUCCAAGUCACGCAAUAGUCCAGCUCCUCCGCCUUCGGCCGCUCCUGCCACUACGCUCCCGCCGCCUAUGCCGCCAGCGCAGCCCGAGGUGCCUACCGAGAGGCAACUACGGUAUCUGCAUGUCCAGCACGAUGCAGCGCAAUUCCAAUGGAAUGAUACCUCGCUCACAUGUACGCUGCAGUCUCACGAAGGAGUGGUCCUUCGGGGCGUAUGUACCCUGCACGUCGUACGUGGCUCUGUACGUGCUGCUGGUGCGGUGCUCACGUCGGCCUCCUUGCCGAUGCCAGUGUGGGCGCCUGACGUCGCGCCGGCCGUGGACGUCGUCGCGUUGGCCGACGAUACAUGCCUUCGCAUCGAGAAUGCUGCGCCUGGCAUUGAGCAGAUCGGCCGCGUGUGCCCUCUGGCCGGCGCUGACCCAUUUGCGCAGCUGCAUGCCUUGCCCCGCCUUACAUUUCACCUGGUCUCGGACCUGACCGAGCCGGCGCUGCGUACGCCUAUGGAAUGGCGCGAUACCAUGACGCAGCUCUGCGAGGCCGCAUCGCCUAUCGUGCUGCUUCGUGGCACCAAGAACACGGGCAAAUCUACAUUUGCACGCCUCUUGCUUCAUACCCUAGCGACGGCCUCCUCGCAGGUGCCUCGCUUUGUCGCAUGGCUCGACAUGGAUAUCGGCCAGCCGGAGUUUGGGCCGCCAGGGAUGCUGUCGCUGCAUGUAUGGGAUACGCAGCGCGAGGCAUGUGUCGCUGCGCCUGCGUGGUGCUCAGCGCGUGUGCCUGUGCGUGCUCACUACCUGGGCGACGUAUCGCCGCGAGACGAUCCUGCGCACUACGUGGCGGCCGUGGCCGAUCUUGUGGAGUUCUUCCGUACCGAGUUGCAGUAUACGACGCAUGCGUCGCAGGUGCAAACGCAUCUGGGCGUCCCGCCCACGCUGUGCGACCCUACGCCUACUGCACGUUCGCGGCAGGAGCAACGUAUGCCGCUGCUGAUCAAUACACAUGGCUGGCUCAAAGGGCUCGGUCUCGACUUGGUCCAGCAAGUGACCGCGCUGGUCCAGCCGAGCCAUAUCGUUGACCUAGGCGACGUGCCGCUCCAUGGUGCGUACGCUACGCUGCCUGCGUACGCUGAUACGGCGGAGGGACGUGCAGCAGGGCCGUCGCGACGACGCAUCAAUGCCGCCGAGGCACGCACGCUUAGCCUGCUGUCGUACUUGCACAUGACGCAGCUGCCGCGCCCGGGGAUCGCCAUGUCUGUCGCUGCGUGGGACUUUACGCCGCUCGUAGCUUCGCCUCCGUGGAUCGUGGAUGUGCAUGAAGGCUUGGCUGCAGGGAUUGGGUGCUUGGAGCGCCGUGCUUCGGUGGAUCCGCCGCUGCGUUUGCUGGCGCUGAACGGCGCGAUGGUAGCCAUUGUGCAAGCGCCUGCCAUGCCGAUGGAGGAGUCCACGACUGCAGCGACGCCAUCGGAUGUGUGGCCGACAGCAUGGCAGCGCGGCGCGGCGUUGGUCGCCCCGUCGUCGUUGGCGCCUGCGUAUGGCUUAGCGCUCGUGCGUUCGUUGGAUCGCGAGAAGGGGCACGUCCACCUCCUUACGCCGCUCUCGGGGACGUACCUGGCGGACCGUAUGCAAGUGCAUGGCAUGCCACUUGGUCUCGUGCAAGGCGCGAUGGAGCUGCCGUUCUGGGGCGCGUUGGAUGCCGAUGCGUAUGCCGAUGUCAUGCAGUACCGUCGUGACGCGCCAGCUGCGCGGUUAGCAGGCGUGCUUCGGCAGCAUGUCCCGUACCUGCAGUGGCCCGCGGACCUUGUGCCUGGCGACGCGGUGUCAUUACACACGGAGCCUCUCGGUGCUCGGCCACGCAAGGUGCGACGCAACCUGAUGCGGCGGCGGUACAAUGCAGGCGGCGGCGGCGGCGCCUAA